CAAAGGCAAGGUUAUCACAUGUAUCCGAGAGCUGCCAGGGAAAAGCAGGAGCCACAGUUAUCAAAGUUGGAAACUUUAUGAAAUAUGCUUUUGUCUCCGUUUUUGUUGCGCUCAAUCAGAUCAACAAGUGUUGGCUAAGUGUUGAGCGUGGUUUCCUGUGGGAUUGUGUAAGGCCUUGCAGGACAAUAAACGUUUUGGGGGCACUGAGUAAUGUAGCCAUUUCUGACCCAGCAGCCGGGAAAAUGUGAGACAAUUCGCUACUGCUGGAAGGAGGACGGCUGGGGCUGGGUUCCUGCAGGAGCACAUUAACUUCACCGCGGUGGACCCUGGCGGCGGAACAAGACAAAAAUGGACGACAGUAUGGAUACAAAAUCCAUUCUAGAAGAGCUUCUUCUCAAAAGGUCACAGCAAAAGAAGAAAAUGUCGCCAAAUAAUUACAAAGAGCGGCUUUUUGUUUUGACCAAAACAAACCUCUCUUACUACGAAUAUGACAAAAUGAAAAGAGGCAGCAGAAAAGGAACAAUCGACAUUAACAAAAUCAGAUGUGUGGAGAAAGUCAGUCUUGAGGAGCAGACCCCCGUGGAGAGACAGUACCCGUUUCAGAUUGUCUAUAAAGAUGGGCUUCUCUAUGUCUAUGCAUCGAAUGAAGAGAGCCGAAGUCAGUGGCUGAAAGCAUUACAAAAAGAGAUAAGGGGCAACCCCCACCUGCUGAUCAAGUACCACAGUGGGUUCUUCGUGGACGGGAAGUUCCUGUGCUGCCAGCAGAGUUGCAAAGCGGCCCCGGGAUGUACUCUCUGGGAAGCAUAUGCUGAUCUGCACAUUGCAACCAAGGAAGAGAAACAUAGAGCUCCUACCUUCCCAGACAGAGUGCCCAAGAUUCCUCGAGCAAUUCCUAUUUUCAAAAUGGAGGAACCAUCUUCAAGUACCACUCUAGCCCAGUAUGACAGUGAUUCAAAGAAAAACUAUGGCUUCCAGCCAAACGUCAAUAUGCCGUAUAUUCCAAGAGAAGACUGCCCUGACUGGUGGCAAGUAAGAAAACUGAAAAGGAAAUGCUUCACUGUACCAGUAAUACAGCCUCAGGGCCAUAUGGAACUUGAAAGGACCAGUGAAGAUUUCACCUGCAGUAGCCAGACAGAAGGAAAUGUUGUGACUCACAACACCUCAAAGAUAUCAUGGGGAUUCCCUGAGUCAAGUUCAUCUGAAGAAGAGGAAAACCUGGAUGACUAUGACUGGUUUGCAGGUAACAUCUCCAGGUCACAAUCUGAGCAGUUACUGAGACAAAAGGGAAAGGAAGGAGCAUUUAUGGUUAGAAAUUCCAGCCAGGUGGGAAUGUACACAGUGUCCUUAUUUAGUAAGGCUGUGAACGAUAAAAAAGGAACCGUCAAACAUUACCAUGUGCACACAAAUGCUGAGAACAGAUUGUACCUGGCAGAAAACUACUGUUUUGAUUCCAUUCCAAAGCUUAUUCACUAUCAUCAACACAAUUCAGCAGGCAUGAUCACACGGCUCCGCCACCCUGUGUCAACAAAGGCCAACAAGGUUCCCAGCUCCGUGUCCUUGGGAAGUGGAAUCUGGGAACUGAAAAGAGAAGAGAUUACCCUGUUGAAGGAGCUGGGAAGUGGCCAGUUUGGAGUGGUCCAUCUGGGCAAGUGGAAAGGGCAGUAUGAUGUUGCCAUUAAGAUGAUCAAGGAGGGCUCUAUGUCAGAAGAUGAAUUCUUCCAGGAGGCCCAGACCAUGAUGAAACUCAACCAUCCCAAGCUGGUGAAAUUCUAUGGAGUGUGCUCAAAGAAAUACCCUAUAUACAUAGUGACUGAAUAUAUAACCAAUGGCUGCUUGCUUAAUUACCUGAAGAGUCAUGGAAAAGGACUUGAACCCUCCCAGCUCUUAGAAAUGUGCUAUGAUGUUUGUGAAGGCAUGGCCUUCUUGGAGAGCCACCAGUUCAUACAUCGGGACUUGGCUGCUCGAAACUGUUUGGUAGACAGUGAUCUCUCUGUGAAAGUAUCUGACUUUGGAAUGACAAGGUAUGUUCUUGAUGACCAGUAUGUCAGUUCAGUAGGAACAAAGUUUCCAGUCAAGUGGUCAGCCCCCGAGGUGUUUCACUACUUCAAAUACAGCAGCAAGUCAGACGUAUGGGCAUUCGGGAUCCUGAUGUGGGAAGUGUUCAGCCUGGGGAAGCAGCCCUACGACCUGUACGACAAUUCCCAGGUGGUGGUGAAGGUCUCCCAGGGCCACAGGCUCUACCGGCCCAAACUGGCCUCGGACACCAUCUACCAGAUCAUGUACAGCUGCUGGCACGAGCUUCCAGAAAAGCGUCCCACAUUUCAGCAACUCUUAUCUUCCAUGGAACCACUUCAGGAAAAGGACAAGCCUUGAAGAAGAACUGAGGAGAUCGGAUGAGAAUGAAUAUAAAUGGCCAACAUCUUCAUUCUUUCUAAGGAAAGUAACAAGGCACAGACAGUGCAAUCUAGCUAGUUCUUCUUAAUGGUAUUCUGUGUGCUGUGUAUCUGUUAUAUUAUCUAGAAAUGAACAAGGUAGCAAACAAAAGAUUUCCUUGGAAUGCAGGUCAAAUUAGUGAUUUAGUUUAUGCUGUUCUUAAUAUUACACUUCCCAGCCUAUAGCAGAAGCACAUUUUCUGAUUGCAGUAGAGAGAGUGUAUGUACCAUGUGUAAAGAUUGAACAGAAUUGAAAAAUUACUUGUUGGAUAUUUGUUCUUUUCUUUAUAUUGUCACUCUCAUGAUAAUUAAAAAUGCUAUU
Molecule: messenger RNA, 2754 nt
Organism: Hipposideros armiger (great roundleaf bat)
Lineage: Eukaryota; Metazoa; Chordata; Mammalia; Chiroptera; Hipposideridae
Gene: BMX
Product: BMX non-receptor tyrosine kinase
Exons: 20
Coding region: 349-2373 (674 amino acids)
Biological process (GO): intracellular signal transduction; protein phosphorylation
Molecular function (GO): ATP binding; protein tyrosine kinase activity
Source: RefSeq, a predicted model, not a curated record